UUUAUAAUUGUUUAUAUUUCUACAGCGAUAAAUUAAUCUGGUGAUUUAUGGUCAGUGUUUAACUCAAUCACCCUGUCCGUGCAAGAAAUAAGAGAAUUACAGCUAACUAGGCUCAUUCAAAUACUCACCUAAAAUUACGAUCAAUAAUCAUUUCAAUCUGAAUAUAAUCAUUAUUGUCAUUAUAGUCAUAUUUAAUUAUGCGUCUAUUACAGCAUCUUUGAUUAUUACUUCAUUUGCAACUGUAAAUUCCGACAGUCAUGGAAGGUCUCAUGUUCUCUCAGACGCACACCGCUGCUCUGCGCUCUGAUUGGACGCUGGAGGCGGUGGGCGGGUCCGCCGGUGGACAAUAGGCAGCGGUCCGGUGAGACUGAGCGGCGGUCAGACGGUGACUUUCCUCUUUGGUGCAGACAGCCGGGUCCCCGCUAAGAUCUGAGCUCCACCGCUUCAUUCCGAAACAAAGCUGCCGGAGGACGAGCGGCGUUUCCCCGUCAGCAGAGCAGAGCCGCUGCCUGGAUGGACUGACGGCUGCGGCACAGAGAGCAAGAAACAUCCGUCUCCAGACCAGUGCACCGGCCCGUCCUGCCCCAUCCCUCCACCACAAUGAACUCAUCACCGCACAACUCCCGCGCCCCCAUCGACAUCCUGGAGGAGCUUCAGCUGAUUGCUGCACAGAAUCUGGAAAGACUGGACAUCAACAAAUACUACGAGGUGGUCCGUGAGCUAGGCAAGGGCACCUAUGGGAAAGUGGACCUGGUCAUCCACAAAAUCAGAGGCACAAAAAUGGCUCUGAAGUUUCUGAGGAAGAAAACCACCAAGCUGAAGAGCUUCCUGAGGGAGUACAGCAUCUCCCUCUACCUAUCUCCUUGCCCUUUCAUCAUCAACAUGUACGGCAUUGCCUUUGAAACAGACGAGUUCUACAUCUUUGCUCAGGAGUACGCUCUGGCAGGAGAUCUUUUUGACAUCAUCCCUCCACAGGUGGGACUCCCUGAGGCAGUGGCGAAGCGCUGUGUCCACCAGGUGGCCAUCGCCUUGGACUACCUGCACUGUAAGAAGCUGGUCCACAGGGACAUCAAACCCGAGAACGUCCUCAUUUUUGACACAGAGUGUAGAAAGGUCAAGCUGUCAGACUUUGGCAUGACACGGCGUGCUGGCUCCCCUGUGAAGCGUGUGAGCGGCACGAUCCCGUAUACGGCGCCUGAGCUAUGCGACACCUCUCGUCAUGAGGGCUUCUGCGUCGACUACAGCACAGAUGUGUGGGCAUUUGGCGUGCUGCUGUUCUGCAUGCUAACAGGAAACUUCCCCUGGGAGAAGGCCAUGCCCAGCGACUCCUUCUACGAGGAGUUUGUCCGUUGGCAGCGACGUCGGACAGGAACGGUGCCGUCGCAGUGGCGCCGCUUCACCGAUGAAGCCCUGCGGAUGUUUCGCAGGCUCCUCUCCAUCGAGCAAGAGCGCCGCUGCUCUGUCAAAGAAGUUUUCAGCUACUUCAACCAGUGCUGGAUGUUGGACACGGAGAACGGGAAUGUCAGCGGGACAUUAGCAGGUGCCGCGCCUCACCUGGACAUCAGCUCAUCCUCGUCCGAAGAGGAUGUGUUAGUGGACAGGCUGAAGCAGCAGAGCCUGUCACCUGCCUGUGUGGCGGCAAAGGGGGGGAUAAUGAUGGACACCCACUACUCCUCCAUGUCCACCAACAGCUCGCCAUCCUCCACUGGCAGCUACGAUCGAGUCAACAGGGACAACGAACGUGGACGCAUCCUGGUGACCACACCCAUCGAGAUCUGUGUGUAGAGACGUCAAGAUGACGCUUUCAGGCGACCUGCACACAUGUGUGCGCUAACAAGGAAGAUUUCUCCAAGUGUGAAAAAGGGGAGAAAAGUGAGGAAGCGUGAAGGGACGGUGCGAUGCAUCAGGAAGUGAAUGUUUGUUGUAGCUUCACUGCAGAUUUCCCCGUUUUCCAAUGAAGAAUUAAUCUGAGGAAAUAACCCGUGUGGAAAAUCACACGCCGUGGUGUCUCAUCUGUGGUUUAUGAUUCAGAACAUGAACUCAAUGGAAAGAAGAAAAGCAGAAACAGGAACAAAUAUGAACAGAAACAACAUAAUCCACAAGCAAUAUGUUAAAAAAGAAGAAAAUAUCUGCAGAAAACAACGUGAUCGGCUUUGUGCAUAAAAGCGACCGUGACUUGUGUGUUUGUCGUUGUGAACCAUUUUCAUGUUUUUUUUUUUUGUAAAGUGUGUUCUUUUUUUUUUAGUUAUUUAUUUAUGUCAGAUUAAUAUAUUCAGUAAUUGUUUUAUCAAAGAUCUAAAACCUGUUUAUUAUCUUCUCUAAAAGAAGUAAAAACAAUUAGUUGGAAUAAAUUAGUUACGUAGAAAUUGUAGAAGCAGUUGUUGAGCUUUUUUUUUCGUCAUGAUCAUGUUGUUGUGAUCCCAUUAAAGUAGAUGUUUUUCCCUCUUUCAUGUGUUUUUAUGACGGCUAAACUUGCUGUACAGUAGCAGUCGAGUCUCAAGCUGAUCCUAAACUGCAGUGUACUGGGACGGUUAUUAAACAUUAAACCUCAAGGUGAAGAAAAUUCCCACUUUGUGACCAUGUUUAAUCAUCUAUUUGAUUUCUCAACUUAAAAGAAAAAUCAUGUGGAAAAUUUGGAAAUAUUUCUUUUCUCUGCUUGAAUAAGAAAGAAAAUUGAAGUUGUAUUAUUAGGAGUUAAAAUUAUUUUUAGUUUCCUUGAAAAGAAAAAUCUUUAAACAUUGAGAGCAGCAGAAUUAAGCUUUGAGGACCGCUUUUUUUUUUU
Melanotaenia boesemani (Boeseman's rainbowfish) is the source of this 2782-nucleotide messenger RNA. RefSeq names its product un-named sa1261. The coding region runs from base 601 to 1785 and encodes 394 amino acids. Gene Ontology annotation, biological process: peptidyl-serine phosphorylation; peptidyl-threonine phosphorylation. Gene Ontology annotation, molecular function: ATP binding; protein serine/threonine kinase activity. Lineage: Eukaryota; Metazoa; Chordata; Actinopteri; Atheriniformes; Melanotaeniidae. The record is from RefSeq and is a predicted model, not a curated record. The transcript is spliced from 4 exons.